Messenger RNA from Diaporthe citri, 1653 nucleotides. RefSeq lists its product as uncharacterized. The transcript is spliced from 2 exons. The record is from RefSeq and is a predicted model, not a curated record. The coding region runs from base 1 to 1653 and encodes 550 amino acids. Lineage: Eukaryota; Fungi; Ascomycota; Sordariomycetes; Diaporthales; Diaporthaceae.
AUGAUUCCCGCCCAAUAUAGCGCCCCCCAGGAUCCCGUUGUGGACAUGCUCUGGAAGCAGUUGACCGAGCUCAACGCCGCCGUCGAUGCCACGGGCGACCGAUGGAUAAGUCUCGGGUCCCUGCAAUGCAAGAUCAUGGAGAUGGGGCAACACGAAUCCGUCAAGGAGGACUUCGAGGAUGAAAUUCGCAAUCUGAAAAUCCUCCAAAGCAGGCGUUUCUGUGCCACGAGCUCCCAUCUUCUCAUGAUCCAUGUCAAGGUCGACAUGACUCCCCAGUCGCUUGCUCGACUCGACCGAAUCUCGCGACAUUCGACAAUUAGCAAAGGCAUUCGUGCCAUUAAGAUAUGCCUUGGACGCCAUUUUGACCCCGACAUCUCCAAUGAUAUCCAAGCCUUCGCGCGCUACCAGGGAACCAGGAUGCGAGGUUAUAUCAACUUCUGGGAGUUGAGUGUCCAGCAUCGACACCUUCUUGGAACCAUGUCGAGAGGAAACAUGUCCAUGGAAGCCUUGCAGAGAGCUAUUGAGCGAGGCACCAUUCUCGCUGAUUCUUUCGAUGAAGCGACCCGACGCGGUCUGGACGAGACUUGCCCAGAGCAUGUCCUGCUGAGGGUGGCGCAAGAGUGUUACAGACAGCAUUACGAAUCCCAACUCCUUCUACAGCACGGGCCUUUCGUGCAGGACAUUGUCUCUGCAAUGAUGCGAAUGCCAACUGCCAUAUGGUUGAGCAUUCAGGAUGAGGACAUUGGACCCGUUUCCGGACCUGAUUGGGAGUCCGAAAUCAUCGAUCCAGAGGAUAUGGAGGAUCUGGACACGCUGAGGCUGAAGCUUCAGGCUCCUAGCUUCUCAUGGAGUACAGCAAGGUACUGCGGGCUGGGGUCCCCGCCGGUCGACGUGAUUCCAAACAUAUUCUUGUCCAUUGGAGAGGCGGGGAUUCGUCUGACUGGACUGGACAUUGAUGUUCCCCUGCCAGACAACUUGUCUUCAUUUUCGAGAGAUCAAGUCGAGACUUCCAAGAUGCAGGCUUCUUCACAGCAGCUGAAGGCAUUCGCUUGCCGCGCGCGUCAUGAUAGGCCACCUUCGACAGAGGCGAUCCCAACUCUCAUUCGCUUCCUGUCUACAAUACUCCAAACAUCUUCUUUACAACGCAUCGACCUUUGGUUCGAUUCCGGUCUCCAACCGAUAGCCAGCAUCGCACCCAUACUGUUCUCGCGCUCUUGGCCGAGCCUGAAGGAAUUAUCCUUUAGCGGACCAUUCCACUUUCAGGAUCUGCGAAAGUUGGUCAAUCACAUUGGCAAGAAUGUUGAGCUUCAGUGGAGCGGAUAUCUCAUGGAUGGACCCUGGGCCGGAGUCCUGGACUUUCUGCGAGAUUGUAGGCUGCAUGCUACUCUAACCCUCGGCGAUGUGAACGGAUCGAUAGCCGGCGCCGAAUGCGAGAUCAUGUCGAUGAGAGAGUUAGACUACAUCUUCAGAGAGAACGAUGUCACGCCAAGUCUGGCGUCGGAGAGCAGAGCGUCAAGAUAUAUCAGAGGCUGGACGACUCAGAACCCGGUCACAGAUUGGAUGAACGGAGACUUGGAGAUGGCUGAACUGCCAAGGGAUGAUUCGGAAAUUGGAGAAUACCAGGAAAGCGAUACCAUAUCAGAUGACAGCUAG